Teleopsis dalmanni is the source of this 1667-nucleotide messenger RNA. RefSeq names its product (Lyso)-N-acylphosphatidylethanolamine lipase (gene puml). The record is from RefSeq and is a predicted model, not a curated record. The transcript has 2 exons. Gene Ontology annotation, cellular component: lipid droplet. Bases 410 to 1510 code for a protein of 366 amino acids. Lineage: Eukaryota; Metazoa; Arthropoda; Insecta; Diptera; Diopsidae.
ACAAGUGAUAUUACUAAUUCUUUUUGCUAAAGCUGUGAUUUGAAAUUAUAUUUGAAAAUAGAAAUAAUUGAAAAUAUUUUAAACUGAUUAUUAAGUAUACAAAUAAGUGUCUAGGAUUUUCUCAGCGACCUUAUGCAAUGUUAUCUAUUAUAUAUUGCUAUUCCCUUUCUUACAAGCAAUAAUUUGGUGCCAAAUAAGUGACGUCAAUUUUUCAAUAUGUUAGCGCGCUUUAAUGAGCUCUAAUAUAAGUUAACGGAAGUCCAAGUUAAUUGCAAGACACAUGAUCUUAGCUAUCAGCCGUUCAUAAGUUGAAUUAUUUCUGCUAAGAUGUAAUGAGUUAGGUGAACAUAAAGUUGGUGAUUUUUGGCUUUGGAGAUGGAUUGUUAAUUGGACUGGAACAUCACCGACAAUGUUGCGCACAGUAGAGAAAAAAAUUCUUUCAUUUUUAAAAACACCAUAUCGAGGUUUUUUCGUUAAUAUAGGCUCGGCUAUAUCGGAGUCAGAUAAAAUAUGGACAAUCAGUUUAAAUACAGAAUCAAAAGAAGUGCCGCUGGUGCUGUUGCAUGGUUUGGGAGCUGGUAUUGCUUUUUGGGUUAUGAAUCUAGAUUCCUUUGCAAAAGAUCGUCCAGUAUAUGCAAUGGACAUUUUGGGUUUUGGUCGUAGUUCACGUCCCAAAUUUUCAAAUGAUGCACUAAUUUGCGAAAAACAAUUCGUAAAAUCUGUAGAAGAAUGGCGUCGCGAAAUGAAUAUCAAUAGUAUGAUACUAUUAGGGCACUCCAUGGGAGGAUUCAUAUCUUCAAGUUACGCACUUUCAUAUCCAGAUCGCGUCAAACAUUUAAUACUCGCUGAUCCAUGGGGUUUCCCAGAAAAACCGGACACAAAACAAUAUCCGUUAGUGUUGCGAGCUAUUGCCUACGCAUUAACGCCACUUAAUCCGCUUUGGUUAGUAAGAGCAGUUGGACCUUUAGGUCAAUGGGUUAUACAAAAAACACGACCAGAUAUUAUGCGUAAGUUUUCUGUAGCUGUUGAAGAUGAUCAAGACCUGUUACCGCAAUACAUACAUCAAUGUAACUCACAAAAACCUAGUGGUGAAUCAGCUUUCCAUACGAUGAUGCAAUCGUUUGGUUGGGCUAAACAUCCAAUGAUUCAUCGCAUUAAAGAUGUGCGUGACGAUAUACCAAUAACAUUUAUAUAUGGUGCCCGCUCAUGGAUUGAUUCUUCACCUGGCGAGAAAAUUAGGAAUCAACGCGGCAACUCACAUGUCGAUAUCAAAAUAGUAGCCGGUGCGGGUCAUCACGUGUACGCAGAUAGACCGGAUAUUUUUAACAAUUAUGUGAACGAAACCUGUGAUUUGUACAAAACAAAUAGAGAACAAGUGCAAUUAAAAGAUAAUACAGAACCAGAUGAAGAGCAGGAGAAAAUCGUGCUAAAUGUUGAAACACCACAACAAACAGAAACGGAAACGCCUAACCUCGAGAAGCUGAGUACAACAGAACUGAACAAAAAGUGAAAUCGCUGAAUGCACACUAUUUUGUUAUGUAUUCAUUAUACCUGUAUUAAAUUUUAGUUCUGAAAUAGUAUUAAUUUAUAGAGUCCUGCUGAUGUAGCACAUUAUUUACAAUUACUUUAAUCAUAGUUUAUGCAAAUGUGUAUAUAAAUCUAUAUUA